This is a messenger RNA of Anopheles maculipalpis, 1784 nucleotides long. RefSeq lists its product as uncharacterized. Lineage: Eukaryota; Metazoa; Arthropoda; Insecta; Diptera; Culicidae. Bases 27 to 1784 code for a protein of 585 amino acids. The record is from RefSeq and is a predicted model, not a curated record. The transcript has a single exon.
CACAGUUUACAGUAGGCGUUGGUAGGAUGGCAUCAUCCGCAUCAUCAUCACCAUCAGGUGUAGUUUCUACCGAUUCGUACCCAGCAAAUUUCCGUUCCUUUAGCACCGAUCGAUCUGAUGACGGAACACCUUCAAUCGAAUCGGAACCACCGUCCGCAGAUGGAGAGCUCCGAUCAAUUCCAGCCGAAGUUCCAAAGUUAAAGUGGGAUAAGGAACAGUUUGACGUACGGCGACCGUAUGAAAGAAAAAACUACGAACACCCUUACCGAGAUCUUCCGGGGCAUUUAUCCAAGUUUGAAGGGCUUAACGUGAAGCCGCGAAAAUGUACCGUCACAAACCCAUUCACGAGACGUACGCCUAUUGAGGAAGUGUUUCACAAGCGCAACGUGAAGAGUGUUUGCCCGGCGGAAGUACCGCGAGCACUUCAGGACUGUGUAGAAGAUGUUAUUGUGGCGGAUAAUUUGAGCUCGCAGGAAAGUGCGGUGGAGGAAGAUCUGGCCGAGGUUGAGAAAGUUGCUGACAGGAGAAUUGUAUCGAGGGAAUGCUGCAAGACAUUUUUCCGUGCUCGGCGAGCUUUGCUUAGAAGUCAAUUGUUUCAAGAGUACUUCAACCGUGACCCGGCGCCAGAAAAGGCAGAUACUGUUGCAGAUACGUCUGAAGAUGAGAGUGAGGAAGGCCUGGAUGACCUACCCGAGGGUGUGUUGGAGGAGAAAGACCACUUGGAACCCAUAAUACCUGCUCACCAAGUACGAUCGAACUCAGUAGGAUCGUAUCAACCACCGACAAUAGUGCACCGGGAUGAUAAAGUUCCUGUCGUUGAAGCGCAGGAACAUUUUUUGCAACGAAUGAAAUCUAGAUACCUGCAAAAGUUUGACCGUGUAAGACAGCAGCUUGAGGACGCUGAACGGGAGCGCCAGAAACCUCCACCACCAUUCGACCCGGAACAUUACGAAGCCGAAUACCCGAAGCCUGACAUCCGCGACGAAGCUAAAGCCCAAUUUCGUGAGGCUCUUCGAAACCGGUUGGAAGAACUGAACCAACUUCAACAUCGUACGGUUCGCAAGUAUCCAACCUCCGUGAAACAGUUUGCCGCGUACAAGGCCGAAAUUAUGGAUGACCGGCGAAAGCUUCGAGAUGAGGCGUUGCUUGUGGAGGAUUACUAUCGCAAUGCAAACACCCCGAAGGAACUUCCCGAGGCAAAGCUCGAGGUGAAGCGGUAUCGAUUGGCGGAAUUCGGUGUACAUUCCGACGACUCGGAGGAUGAGGAAGACCGUGAAGCGAACGAACAAAUCAAACAAAACCAACCUUUAGUCUACCACACCUGCAUGACACGGGACGAAUGGGGCCACUGGAUAGCGCAUAGUACUAAGAUCGACAAGUUGAAGUUACCGAAAGUCAACGUGCCACGAAUUCCGGUGCUGGUGCAGAAAUGUGACGAGAGUCCGAUUCGUGCCUACAUCCAGGGACGUCUUUUCGAUAGCAAGUCACAGACAGACAGAAAACAGCGUCCCGCUCAACCAGCGAAGAUUAUCCGCUCCAUCCAAACAAUGGCGGCACGGAAAGCUAAGGUUACGAUGCGUGAUCUUCUGUUUGACCCAGCGCCCCCAUCAGAACCCAUGGAUUACGUACCGUACAAUGCAAACCUUCGGCCAUAUUCGGACAUUGCCGAGGAAAGGUUUCGUAGCACCAAAGGGCAACGGAAGGUUUGGCGGCAGCUUCGUAAAAGCCGGAUGCAUUGGAUUGAACAGCUCGUCGAUGAGAUCUGUAGCCGGAAGCGGUGCUAG